CAAACAGAUAUUCUCUUUAAAGUCCUUGUUGGCUGUGUGUUAGCUACUGGCAAGAAAAUCUCAGCGCAUGAGUUGAUGUUUUACAGGAUCCAGAGGGUCAUUUCAAAACCGCUUUCCCAGUCUUUGAGGCAGCUUGUUUUGUUUCGCAAUCCCCGUAAACUGUCCUCCAACAUGUCUUUCCCAUAUCCUCAGGCGUACCGCGACGAUGCAGUGGUGGAUGGGUAUCAUGGCUGCAAAAUAGCAGAUCCGUACAGCUGGCUGGAGGACCCGGACAGCGAAAAGACACAGGCCUUCGUCAGCUCUCAGAACCAGCUGACUUUGCCGUUCUUGGAGCGCUGUGAGGUGCGAGACCUGUUCAAGGAGCGCAUGACCGAGCUGUACGACUACCCCAAGUACAGCUGUCCCUUCAAGAGGGGCACGAAGUACUUUCACUUCUACAACACAGGCCUCCAAAACCAGAGUGUGAUGUACGUGCAGGAGAGCCUGGAUGCUGAGCCUGCAGUCUUCUUGGAUCCAAACACAUUUUCUGACGAUGGAACCGUUGCCCUGCGAGGAUACGCGUUCUCUGAGGACGGGGAGUACCUGACUUACGGCACCAGCGCCAGUGGUUCGGACUGGGUGGAGAUUCGCUUCCUGCAGGUGGAAGGUGCCAAGCCUUUGGAGGACCGCCUGGAGCGAGUCAAGUUUACCUGCAUGUCUUGGACUCAUGAUGGGAAGGGACUUUUCUACAACUCCUACCCUAAGCAGGAAGGCAAGAGUGACGGCACUGAGACCUCCACCAACCUGCACCAGAAGCUAUACUACCAUGUUUUGGGGACUCCGCAGUCUGAGGACGUGCUCUGUGCAGAGUUUCCUGACCACCCGAAAUGGAUGGGUGGAGCUGAGGUGUCAGACGAUGGACGCUACGUGCUGCUGUCUAUCAGGGAAGGUUGUGAUCCGGUCAACAGACUGUGGUAUUGUGACCUUAAAACCACUCCUCAGGGUAUUACAGGACUUCUGCCAUGGGUGAAGCUAAUCGACAACUUUGACGCUGAGUACGAGUACGUGACCAAUGAGGGCACGUUGUUCACAUUCAAGACCAACCUAGACGCUCCGCGGUACCGCCUCAUCAACAUCGACUUUGCCUCUCCUGCUCAGAGCAACUGGAAAGAGCUAAUCCCUCAACAUGACAAGGACGUUAUUGUGUUCGCCACUUGUACAUACUCCAGCUACCUGUUUGUGUGUUUCCUCCACGACGUGAAGAAUGUGUUGAAAAUGUACCGUCUGAGCUCGGGGGAGGAGCUGAGGACCUUCCCUCUCGAUGUCGGCUCCGUGGUGGGUUUCACAGGACGGAAGAUGGACUCGGAGAUCUUUUACUAUUUCACCUCCUUCCUCUCUCCAGCCAUCAUUUACCACUGCGACCUGACUCAGGAGCCGCUGCAGCCCCACAUCUUCAGAGAGGUCACUGUCAAAGGCUUCAGCCCCUCAGACUACCAGACCACCCAGAUCUUCUAUUCCUCCAAGGACGGCACUCAAAUCCCCAUGUUUAUUGUUCACAAGAAGGGCAUAAAGUUGGAUGGCUCCCAUCCAGGUUUUCUAUACGGCUAUGGUGGUUUUAACAUCUCCAUCACACCGAGCUACAGCGUCUCCCGACUCAUCUUCGUCAGACAUCUGGGAGGAGUCCUGGCUGUUGCCAACAUUCGAGGAGGAGGGGAGUACGGGGAGACCUGGCACAAAGCUGGCAUGUUGGCCAACAAGCAGAACUGCUUCACAGACUUCCAGUGUGCGGCUGAAUAUCUCGUCAAAGAAGGGUACACUUCUUCCUCCAAGCUGACUAUAAAUGGAGGCUCUAACGGUGGCCUGCUUGUAGCGGCCUGCGUGAACCAGCGGCCGGAGCUGUUUGGCUGUGCUGUCGCUCAGGUAGGCGUCAUGGACAUGCUGAAAUUCCACAAGUUCACCAUCGGCCACGCCUGGACCACAGACUUUGGCUGCUCUGAGGACAAAGAGCAGUAUGAGUGGCUCAUCAAAUACUCCCCGCUCCACAACAUCCGCAUUCCAGAAAGCAACGGGGUCCAGUACCCCGCGGUACUCCUGCUGACGGGGGACCACGACGACCGCGUGGUGCCCCUCCACUCCCUCAAAUACAUCGCCACCCUGCAGCACAUCGUAGGCCGCAGCCCCAAGCAGACAAACCCUCUGUUCAUCCUCGUGGACACAAAGUCGGGCCACGGCGCGGGCAAGCCCACCAGCAAGGUCAUCCAGGAGGUGGCUGACACCUACGCCUUCAUCGCUCGCUGUCUCAACAUCUCCUGGGUCAAAUAACUUUUCAUUUUAAUGUUCUCUUCCUCUACUCAAAUCACAUUUGGGAUACUGCUCAUACCAGCUGUAACACUUUUGUUUUACAUUCACACCGACACUCUACUGGAGCUUUUACCUCCCGUUUACCCAGCCAGCAUUACGUCAUCUUUUUUUUUGUCAUUUCUUUAUUAUCUAUUUUUUGUCCAUCACUCCCCC
Messenger RNA from Anoplopoma fimbria (sablefish), 2493 nucleotides. RefSeq names its product prolyl endopeptidase (gene prep). Gene Ontology annotation, cellular component: cytosol. The record is from RefSeq and is a predicted model, not a curated record. Lineage: Eukaryota; Metazoa; Chordata; Actinopteri; Perciformes; Anoplopomatidae. The transcript is spliced from 14 exons. Gene Ontology annotation, molecular function: oligopeptidase activity; serine-type endopeptidase activity. The coding region runs from base 76 to 2301 and encodes 741 amino acids. Gene Ontology annotation, biological process: proteolysis.